This is a messenger RNA of Lolium perenne, 850 nucleotides long. RefSeq names its product photosystem II reaction center PSB28 protein, chloroplastic. NCBI's taxonomy places the organism in Eukaryota, Viridiplantae, Streptophyta, Magnoliopsida, Poales, Poaceae. Gene Ontology annotation, cellular component: photosystem II oxygen evolving complex; chloroplast thylakoid membrane; photosystem II. Gene Ontology annotation, biological process: photosynthesis. The record is from RefSeq and is a predicted model, not a curated record.
CUGCAUUUCCUCCUCUGCCCUGUCCUUCUUUCUAGACACCAAUCCUUCUUCCUCACCCAACCGACCAACUUUCGGAGCAACUGAAUUGCAGCAUGCCCGUAGUGAUGAAAGCUCUUGCUGCUACCUCACCUGCCUUGGCGCCACCACGGCUCCGUCGAAGCCUCACAGGUUCAUCUGGUGCCCCAUGCCAAAGCCUGAACUCUUCCUUCAGCGGCAUCUCCCUGCGGUGUCGCCCCCGCCGGUACCCUGUCUACUCGAGACCAUGCAGCUCACGUUCACCGGUGGCGAUGCUGGCGGUGAAACCGGCGAUCCAGUUCAUCCAGGGCACGGACGAGCAGACGAUCCCAGACGUGCGGCUGACCAAGUCCCGCGACGGCACGAACGGGACGGCUAUCUUCGAGUUCGACCAACCGUCGGUGUUCGACUCCUCGGCUGAGCUCGGGGACAUCACGGGGUUCUACAUGAUCGACGAGGAGGGCGUGCUGCAGACAGUGGACGUGAGCGCCAAGUUCGUCAACGGCAAGCCGGCGAAGGUGGAGGCCAAGUACGUGAUGCGCACGGCCAGGGAUUGGGACAGGUUCAUGAGGUUCAUGGAGAGGUACUCGCAGGCCAACGGCCUCCAGUUCUUCAAGAAUUAAUUGUACCCUUAUCUUCUCGUGGGUCGCUGUGUGUCUGUGUUGCCGUGUUCUGUUCACCGUAACUGCUGCGUCGCUAGUCGUGAUGGAGGUGAUAAACUUAUGUAGAAGCUUGGUAUUGAGUUUUCAUGUGUUACUUCGAUUUUUUUUGUAAACACCGGCUGAAACCACGUAAUAUAAUACUUAUAUGUUAUGAAUGAAAUAAACUUAGAUCA